AUGACGAGUGACGCGGAGAUCGGGGUGUGGGUGGACGGCGUGCAGAAGUGGGUGACGGGGGUGACGCGAAGAACCACCUGCCAUGACGUCAUCAAGGCGCUUCUCCGGGCGCAGAGCGUGCGCGCGGAGGACAGUGACGUCAUGCAAUACGUUAUCGUGGAGAGAUGGCGCAAAGUGGAGCGGCCUCUGGACCACGAGCAGAGAAUACUCAAGGUGUGGCGGACGUGGGGCGAGGCCGUGGGCGAGGUGCGGUUCUCCCUGCGGAAGAUGCGCGACGGCGAGGCGGCGGGCGGCGCGGGCAGCAACGGCCGCGCGGAGAGGAGCCGCCGCCGACACAGGAUGCGGAACGUCCAUGGCUCCAAGGAGGCGCUCAACCCCAAGAAGCUGGCCAAGGACGACCCCAAGUUCAGCGAGACGAUGGAGCGGCUGAUGCGGCUGGUGGUGGCCCAGGGCGAGACCAUCCAGACCCAGUUGCGGCGCCUGCAGGAGCGGGAGUGCCAGAUCGAGCAAUACGAGCAGCAGAUGCACCUCCUUCGCGUCCAGAACCUCGGCAGGGAUUAUCUGUUGCAUUCCUACCUCAAGGACGACAGCUGCGAGACCAAGGACGAGCCCGGGAGCGAGGAGAAGAGCAACGACUCGGGUGUGGUGACGGAGGAGGCGGCGCAGACGCUGGAGGCCAUGACGCCGGAGGAGGAGGCAGCCACGUCGUCAGAGCUGGAAGAGUUGCAGCAGAUCGCGGCGCAGCUGACGAGGAUCGAAGACCUGAACAACCGCCUGCUGCACGAGGAGGAGACCAUGUCGGGGAUGACCACCGCCGUGCAGGCCGCUCACGAGCAACACAAAGACGAGGCCGAGCUACUGCAGCAGGAGCUGGUCUGCGUCGCGCACGUGCACGCGCAGCUGGUUGCGGACGUGCGGCAAAACGAGCAGAGACUGCGGGAAACCGAGGCGAUGCUGUGGCAGCAGCGCAAGCAGCUGGAGAUGUUGUUACAGGAGGAGACUGAGUCCGACCGAGAGACGCAGGCUCUGAGAGAACACCUGGACUACAUCAUCCACCUUCCUCCCACGGCCUUUCGCCUCCCCGCGGACCCCCCUCUUCCCCAGGUGCAAGCCCCUCCCACAGCCUCCACCACCGCGACCACAGUCGCCAGUGCCACGCCGAGAGUCCCUCCUGUAAAUAGUGCCAGCGCGCCUGUCGCAGUGGCACCGCCCUCCACAAAGCUUAAUAAUAAGACCAGCAAAAAUAACCCGACGUCAGAGGACAAGGACGUCCCACCUCCUUUGCCCGCGUGUCCUCCGCCCAUAGACGAGGAGGAGGACGAGGACGACGGGGACUCAGCUAAAAACAGCAGUCUCUGCGUGAGCUCGCGGUCCAGCACCUCGUCUGAAGCCUCGACGAGUAGUAACACGAGCGGGUUUGGCAGCAAGACCCCCAGCACCUCAGCACCAAAGUCCUCCUCCUCCUCUUCCUCCACGUCGUUACCCUCGUCCUCACUCCCUUCCUCCACCAAAGCCAGUGAAGGAGGAGGGAAAGACACAGACUCGACAGACUCGAAUUCAGACACAGGGCUAAGUUCCCUCCACAGUAGUAGUGACGAGGGAGUUUAUGUGCUGGAUACUCUUGUCUGAAAGUGAAAGAGAAAGAAAGAAAGAAAAAAAAUAUAUAUAUAUAUUCACCCUUAUAUGUGCAGCGAACAUUUAGACAAUUAUAGACACAAAAUACUUGAUAUUUAUCACAAGGUUGAGUUAUGUGAAUGUAAAAGAUUUUCUGACAGACAAUGCUGUCACUGCAACAGGAACACUAUACAUGGAUAUAUGUGUAAGUUUAUGUGAUCUCAAUGUAAAUGUGUAUGGCGUGGUCUUGUCAAUAUUUGAUGAAACUUAUGCAAAACCAGUGAAGUGAGUUAUCUCACAGUGAAAUGUGUACUGAAGAACAAUUAAUAACAUCUAUAGACAGUAAUGCACUGGAUGUUUUAUAAGUAUAUAUAUUGCUAUGUAGAUGUAUGUGCAACAAAGUCUUCAGUGUCGUAUUUUAUCAUCAACUGAGAUUAGAGUCUAUCACAGAGUAUAUAUUUCCUAGAUAUUCCUUGGUGCCUUUGGAGAGAGGUUCACCGUCAGCUCAGUGUCGAAGCUUUAUUGUGAGUUUUAAGAAAUGGUCUUAGAUAUUCAGGUGAUCUUGAGUCUAAUGCAAGAAUUCCAACAUUUAUUUCUUAAAAAGGACAGCACGUCUUUUCAAAAAUGGCUUUAUUCCAAUUCUCUUAAAAAAAAAAGAAAGGAAGUUUCAACAUUAGAGUCAAAGUUGCCUGUUCCACCUUAUUCAUGUGUACAUAUUGAUGAUCUUUGUAGACUCACUUCCUUUACUUGAUGGUGCGUGUCAAGUAUGUCUAAAGCAAGGUCAGUGCUCUACAAGGCUGUGAAUCUAUAAACUCAGUGAUUCUUUGACAUCAGGGAUGUUCAUCAAGCAUUUUUUCAUCAGUCCAAGAAAUAAGUAUAUAUUAUAUAUAAAUAAAUAGGAAAAAACAAAUUUGGACUUUUCCCUUCCACUAUUAGGCCAGGCCUUUACACCUUAAGUGCAGAUCAUACAAAUCAAACAUAACACGAAUUCACUCUUGUUUACUCUAUGGAAUGCAGCCUGAUUUCCUGGUCAAGCUGGUGAUAUCUGCUUGAGUUUGGUUCAGUCUAUUUUAUAAGAGUUUGUUUACAUAUGAUCAAUAUUUUCCCAACAUGAUUAUAAUUGUUAUUACUUUUCUUUAUUGCGUGAUUUAUUUUCAAACGUCAUUUUACAGAGUAAAAUCAGUACUGGUUGUUUAAAAAAUAUAUACCUUAAUAAUCACUAAGAGAAUAUCCAAAUCCAACAGCAUUCAAUUACAAAUAGUGUUCAAUCAGAGUUAGGUAACACUCAUUAAUAGCUGGUGUAAAUUCUGCUUAUUUUAAGGAAGUAUCUCAUUUUCGCUGUAUUUUAUAACUCGACGUCAUCCUUCCAACUGCCCUAUUGAAAUAUGAAGGUUGGACCUUACUAGUUCGCGAAUAUUGUGGCCAGAUAGGUUCCUAAUUGGUAGAUAUACUCCGAACCAGUAAAGCUUUGGAUAAAAAACAAAACAAAAUACGGCACACUUAGAGACAAAAUAUCAAACCAGGGUAAUGUAUCAGCAACCACUGUACAUGCCCUGGUAGAUGUAAAUAAGGGGGGGGGGGGUAGUGGCAACACACCGAGUCAGGUGGUGGUCAUGCAAACUGGAUGACCACCAGAUUCAAGCAACCUUCCCGAACCAUCGAAGUUGCCGUUUCUGUGAAUGCCGGAUUAGUGAGGUUCAACCGGAAGUAUAUUCUGCAUUUUCUACAUUUCAUAAAUGUGAUCAUAGCACAAGUCCUUAUUGAUUUACACUCAUUUCAUGUGCAUUUGUAAGGUUUCUUGUGAACUGCUUCAUCUCACUCAAAGAAUGGAAUAGAUUCUAUUUUACUACACAACCGUAAUACCUUGAUGUCGUAAACCUUUCGAGUAUUAUCACUAUUAGCUAUCACUGAGCUUGUCAUAAUAAGGAUAUUUUAUCAUGCAAUAGAAGAAGUACUUUGAAACUGCAGAGGAGUUUGGUGUGGCGCAUGAUAUAUGUAUGGCCAGUAGUCACAGCUUGCAGGAUUUAUGUGAGUCUUCGUUUCCUUCUGAUAGUUGAUAGUUGACAAGAUGACUGAUGCCCACUUCAAGAAUACACCUUUCAUGUACCGAGUUGAAGUUCUGUUAUUGUGGAUUAUCAGGGAGGGUAAAAGUCAUAAUAUCUAAUUAAAUUGUGUUGUUGAGAUAAUUGUAAAACCUUUACGGAUGUGCAUUGAUGUGGACGAGUAUUACCAUCAGUAUUGUUAUAAGUUUUUUGAAUUCACGUUUUGCCAAUAUCAUUAGAUAUUCAUAUUAUUUAUCAUAUUUUGGUUAAAGAAAUUGUAGCUUUCAUUUAUUAUUUUUUCAAUGUCAAACAGUUUUAAGUUGCAGAAGGUCCAUAGAUCCUUUUUUUUAAAUAGUAGUCAUAUGCAGUUUAAGCAUUUUCUCCUUUAUUUUGAACAGAACAGAUAAUCCAUGAUAAGUAUCAAUAGAAACAUAUUCAACUCCUCAGUGCCUACUUUGUGGUAAAAGAAAACACUGGCCUUCUGCUCUGAUGGCGUACAUACAGUCUUGAAAAAAGCUGAAUCCGUGGUAUAUAUCUUUAAAAAAAUAUCUCAUAUUCACUACACUGCAUGUACACGUCAUCACCGAUAGCAAAGCAGUGUGACACAUUUAGACGUCGUAAACCUACUGUCUGAAUGCCUCUGGACCCUAGUGUGUUCAGGUGACGUGACCGAGACGACCCCCACCCCCUUCCUUCUGCCUCUGCAUUCGCAUGUGAUUCCAGUGUGACCCCAGUGCCUUCAAUCAUCAGUAUUUUGUGUCUUCAGUUGCAUCUUGGUACAAAUGUGAAUAUGAUCUAAAACCAAUGAUGUUGAUAAUACUAUUUUUUAUGAAUAGUGAUUACGUAUGAUGUACAUAUUGUGUAGAGAUUUUAUAACUUGUGUAUAUAUGAUCCUAUCAAUAAUAAAUUUUACUUAUGGAUUUU
Penaeus vannamei (Pacific white shrimp) is the source of this 4580-nucleotide messenger RNA. Its product is annotated as ras association domain-containing protein 10. The record is from RefSeq and is a predicted model, not a curated record. Gene Ontology annotation, biological process: signal transduction. NCBI's taxonomy places the organism in Eukaryota, Metazoa, Arthropoda, Malacostraca, Decapoda, Penaeidae.